Rotaria sp. Silwood1 is the source of this 1335-nucleotide messenger RNA. The record is from the annotation of a GenBank genome assembly. NCBI's taxonomy places the organism in Eukaryota, Metazoa, Rotifera, Eurotatoria, Philodinida, Philodinidae.
AUGUUGGAAGCAGAAAUUCAAAAUGCAUUUGAUGAAUUAAUAGUUAGUUUAUUAAGCAUAUUAAAAAAGGAUACAUCAUUAAAAUAUUUACGAACAUGUAAAAAACCAUAUCUAGAAGAGCGUGCUCCAGAUUGUACUUUUAUAUACAAAAAUGUGAAUAUUGAUAUUGAUGAACAAUGUGAAUGUUUACAAGAUGUUGCUGUUUGUCUUGGUGAAGUAAAAUCGUCAAGCACUUCUAUAACGGAUACUGUUUCAAUCGGACAAUUGUUACUUUAUUUGACUAUUCUAUUACGUAAUCAAACUCGUGAAAGGAUCUAUGGUUUUUUAAUAAAUAUUCAAUAUAUAAGAUUUUAUUAUGUUGAAAAGAAACCGUAUUCGAAUUUAUAUGAUUUUUAUCAAAGCAAAUCUUUCAAAUUAUUUAAUGAUUUGUCUGAAACAUCAUCAUCAUCAUCAUCUGUCACUAUGAAAACAACAAGUGAACAAUCAAAAACAAGCUAUAUAAAUGAACAUACAUGGAAAAUAUUUCUAAAAUUUUUAACAAUGAAAACAGAAUUUUAUCAAUAUACGGCGUUAAAUAUAAAUCCAAAUGAUUAUUUAUAUGAUGAUAUAUAUAAAAUACAACGAAAAUUAGGAGACGGAUUAACUUCAAUGGUUUAUUUAUUACAGAAAAAUAAUAAUAGUUAUUCCGAAAUUGGUCCAGGAAAUCCUGUAAUAAAAAUUUCUAAAGGAAAUAAAUUUAUAAUAUUUUCAAAACCAUUAAAACGUUUGGAAUCAUUAACAUUAACUCACUCGCAACAACUUAUUAAUAUCAUUCAAUAUUUAUAUGAUUCUUGUGUUCUUCAUCGUGAUUUACGUCCACAAAACUUAAUGUAUGAUACAAGUCAUCGACAUUUAAAAUUAAUCGAUUUUGGCUUUGCCACAAUUUACCAAAAGAAUGAAAUGACAAAAAGAUUACCAAUUGAAGGAACAAUUACAUAUGCUGGUCAAAAAUUUCUAGAUUAUUAUUCAAAAUUAUCAUUUCAGUCAUGUUUUGAACUACUCGAUGAUUAUGAACAAACCUUUGAUCUUCAAUGUGCAUUGAAUGUCAUAAUGUAUAUGACAAAUUCUAAAAUUAAAAACGAAAUAAAUUCAAUGAAACAAUUUCUAUCUACGAAAGAAAAAGCUUUAGCAUCAUUAGAAUAUUUGGAAAAACUUAAAAAGAAUGAUAGAAACUAUUUCGAUUUAUUAGAAUUAAUAAACAAGUCAAAAUCUGAUGAUUUUGCUCGUCUUAAAUCUGCUGAUAUUAAUGAUAUCAGAACUGUAAUGAAAGAACUUUUUCCAAAAGAACAGAAGUAA